AUGACGGAAAAUGAUAUUUUAAACGUAAAUAAUGAUGAACUUGAACCAGAACAAAAACGUAAAAUUUUUAUUGGAAGUUUAUCAUAUCGUAUUGAUGAUAAUACAUUUCGUGAUUAUUGGACACAAUUUGGUACAGUUUUAAAUACAACAAUUUUACGUGAUCGAGAAGGUCAUUCACGUGGUUUUGGUUUUGUUACAUUUGAUAAUUCAGCAGGUGUUGAUGCUGUUAUGAAAGCAAGACCACAUACACUUGAUAAUCGUGUUGUAGAACCAAAACGAGCGGUACCACGUGAAGCAUCACACAAACCAGAUAUGCAAUUAGCAGUAAAAAAACUUUAUUUAGGUGGCGUUAAAGAACCAUUAACAGAAAGUGAUCUUAAAGAUUAUUUUUCUAAAUAUGGAACAAUUAUAAAUGUAACUAUUACGAAAGAUCGAGAUGGUCAAUAUCGUGGUUUCGGUUUUAUUGAAUUUGACGAUUAUGAUCCUGUCGAUAAAAUAAUUCUUGAAAAAAAUCAUAUUAUAUGUGGUCAUCAAAUAGACGCUCAAAAAGCUCAAUCAAAAGAUAAUUCACAACGUUCUAGUGGUAAUAUACGAUCUCGACAAGGUCCAUCAGGCAUGUCAACAUCUAAUUAUAAUGGUAGUGGUUAUAAUAAUUAUCAACAAAAUACAUAUAAUGAUUCAUAUGGACAAAUGCCUAAUAAUAAUAAUUACAAUGAAUAUAAUCCAAAUUUUAAUGAAGGAAAUAAUAAUAGACCUGCAUUUGGUCAAGGAUAUAAUCAAGAAAAUGUUCGUGGAGCCAUGCGACGAGGAAAUAUGAGAGGUGACGGUCAUAAUUAUGCACCAUAUAAUGGUCGUGGUCGUGUUGCACGAGGUGGACGUGGUGGUGAUAACAAUCAAGGUCCAUCAUGGAGUUCAUGGGAUUGA
Molecule: messenger RNA, 924 nt
Organism: Rotaria sordida
Lineage: Eukaryota; Metazoa; Rotifera; Eurotatoria; Philodinida; Philodinidae
Source: the annotation of a GenBank genome assembly